Molecule: messenger RNA, 2232 nt
Organism: Miscanthus lutarioriparius
Lineage: Eukaryota; Viridiplantae; Streptophyta; Magnoliopsida; Poales; Poaceae
Source: the annotation of a GenBank genome assembly
AUGGCAGCGCCCGCGGCCGCCACGGCCCCGGCCACUGACCACUACGCGCGGCUCCUGCAGCUCUGCCAGACCGCGUUCAACCCGUCCGCAGGCCGGGCCAUCCACGCGCACGCCGUCAAGGCGGGCCUCCUCGUCAGCGCCUACCUCUGCAACAACCUCCUCUCCUACUACGCCAGCGCGGACAACUCGCUGCUGUCGAUGUACACCAAGUCCGGCCGCCUCGCUGACGCCCGCGUCAUGUUCGCCGAAAUGCCCGAGCGGGACGCGGUGUCCUGGACCGUCAUGGUCGUCGGGCUCAAUCGUGCCGGCCGAUUCUGGGACGCUGUGAAUACGUUCCUGGACAUGGUCGGUGAAGGACUUGUGCCGUCGCAGUUCACGCUCACGAACGUGCUUUCAUCGUGCGCUGCGACGGAGGCCUGCGGAGUUGGGAGAAAGAUCCACUCCUUCGUCGUCAAGCUGGGGCUGAGCAGCUGCGUGCCCGUGGCUAACUCGGUGCUCUACAUGUAUGGCAAGUGUGGGGAUGCUGAGACAGCGAGGGCUGUGUUUGAGAGGAUGAAGGUCCGGAGCGAGUCAAGCUGGAAUGCCAUGGUGUCGCUGUACACCCACCAGGGGAGGAUGGACCUUGCUGUGUCCAUGUUCGAGAAAAUGGAAGAACGAAGCAUUGUCUCUUGGAACGCCAUCAUAGCAGGGUAUAACCAGAAUGGGCUUGAUGACAUGGCAUUGAAGUUCUUCUCACGAAUGCUGACUGCUUCUUCCAUGGAGCCAGAUGCAUUUACGGUAACCAGUGUCCUAUCAGCUUGUGCUAACCUUCGCAUGCUGAAGAUGGGAAAGCAGAUGCACUCUUAUAUCUUGAGAACUGGAAUGCCAUGCAGCAGUCAGAUUAUGAAUGCUCUGAUCUCAACGUAUGCAAAAUCUCGAAGUGUUGAGACUGCAAGGAGGAUCAUGGACCAGGCAGUGGUUGCUGAUCUGAAUGUUAUCUCCUUCACGGCUCUCCUGGAAGGCUAUGUCAAGCUCGGGGACACAAAGCAGGCAAGGGAAAUCUUCGACGUUAUGAACAAUCGAGAUGUCAUUGCCUGGACUGCUAUGAUUGUUGGCUAUCAGCAGAAUGGUCAAAAUGAUGAAGCCAUGGAGCUCUUCAGGUCAAUGAUCAAAAGUGGCCCAGAACCCAACAGCCAUACACUUGCUGCUGUUCUCAGUGCCUGUACAAGCUUGGCAUAUCUUGAUUAUGGAAAGCAGAUCUACUGCAGGGCUAUCAGAUCAUUGCAGGAGCAAUCUGUUUCUGUCAGCAAUGCCAUUAUCACAGUGUAUGCAAGGUCUGGCAGUGUGCCACUGGGCAGAAGGGUGUUUGAUCAGAUUUGCUGGCGCAAGGAAACGGUUACAUGGACAUCAAUGAUUGUGGCUCUCGCACAGCAUGGUUUAGGAGAACAAGCUGUUGUCCUUUUUGAAGAAAUGCUUCGUGUUGGUGUGAAACCAGACCGUGUAACAUACAUCGGUGUGUUUUCAGCUUGCACGCAUGCUGGUUUUAUAGACAAAGGGAAGAGGUACUACGAGCAGAUGCAGAAUGAGCAUGGCAUUGUACCAGAAAUGAGCCAUUACGCGUGCAUGGUUGACCUGCUUGCCCGUGCCGGCCUGCUCACAGAAGCUCACGAAUUCAUCCAACAGAUGCCUCUUGUGCCAGAUACAGUAGUCUGGGGUUCACUCCUUGCAGCUUGCAGAAUGGAUUCCGCCAUUAACAAGUUUCUCGGGAUGACGACAAGAUGUAGACGUCGUAAGAAUGCAGAUUUAGCAGAACUCGCAGCAGAGAAGUUGCUGUCAAUUGAUCCUGACAACAGUGGCGCCUACUCUGCCCUUGCCAACGUCUAUUCUGCCUGUGGGAGGUGGAAUGACACAGCAAGGAUCUGGAAGCUGAGGAAGGACAAAGCAGUGAAGAAGGAGACCGGUUUCAGCUGGACUCAUGUACAAAGCAAGGUUCACGUCUUUGGAGCAGACGACAUCCUGCAUCCACAGAGGGAUGCAAUCUACAAGAAGGCCUCUGAAAUGUGGGAGGAGAUCAAGAAGGCAGGAUUUGUUCCUGACCUGAACUCUGUUCUGCACAAUGUUGAUGACGAGCUGAAGGAAGAGUUGCUGAGCCGCCACAGCGGAUCAGAAGCUUGCCAUUGCCGCACAUUCGGUCUCAUCAACACGCCAGAAAAGACAACAGAGAUGGGUACUGCUCAUGUAAAGAUUGGGUAG